Molecule: messenger RNA, 735 nt
Organism: Penicillium waksmanii
Lineage: Eukaryota; Fungi; Ascomycota; Eurotiomycetes; Eurotiales; Aspergillaceae
Gene: mde1
Product: methylthioribulose 1-phosphate dehydratase MDE1
Exons: 3
Coding region: 1-735 (244 amino acids)
Cellular component (GO): cytoplasm
Molecular function (GO): methylthioribulose 1-phosphate dehydratase activity; metal ion binding
Source: RefSeq, a predicted model, not a curated record
AUGUGCGGCGCUGAUCAGACCGUUGCGCCCGCCAACAACAAUGACCACUUGGUCCAGUCAUCCGACCCCGAACACCCGGCCAACCUGAUCCCGGAUCUCUGCCGUAGAUUCUACAAUUGGGGCUGGGUCACUGGAACUGGCGGAGGUACUUCCAUUCGUCAUGGCGAUCACAUCUUCAUUGCGCCAUCCGGUGUCCAGAAGGAGCUCAUGAAAUCUGAGAACAUCUUCGUUAUUCAAUGGCCGACCCCCAAGUACCCCGCCACUGAGCGCAACUAUAUCCGCAAGCCUCUUAAGCUGAACCCAUCCGCUUGCACGCCGUUGUUUCUGACUGCCUUUGAACACGGCGCGGGCUGCUGCAUCCAUACUCACUCUCAAUGGGCCGUUCUGGUGACUCUGUUGGUUGAGCGCGAGAAGGGCCCCGACGCUUGCUUUGAGAUUAGCAACAUCGAACAGAUCAAGGGUAUUCCCAAGGGCAAGGGCAAGGGAAUGCACGGAUAUCACGACACUCUGAGCAUCCCCAUCAUUGACAACACGGCAUUUGAGGAGGACUUGACCAGCGGCCUGGAGGCUGCCAUGAACAAGUACCCCGACACCUACGCGGUGCUGGUGCGAAGACACGGAAUUUAUGUCUGGGGUGACAAUGUCGCCAAGGCAAAGACCCAGUGCGAGUCUCUGGACUAUCUAUUCCAGCUUGCCGUGGAGAUGCACAAGCUUGGCCUGCCUUGGGUCAAAUAG